UUCUACUUCCGCUUCGUACCUCCUUCCGCUUCUUUCCUUCUUCCUGCUAGGCGCGAGCACUGCGAGGUGAGGAGCGUGGUCGCUGAAUUUUCGGACAGCUCUACCGCAAAAAUGGUCAAUGUUCCUAAAACCCGAAGGACCUUCUGUAAGAAGUGCGGAAAGCAUCAGCCUCACAAAGUCACCCAGUAUAAGAAGGGCAAGGAUUCCCUGUAUGCGCAAGGAAAGAGGCGCUAUGAUCGGAAGCGGAGUGGCUAUGGUGGGCAGACAAAGCCAAUUUUCCGGAAAAAGGCAAAAACCACAAAGAAGAUUGUGCUGAGGCUUGAAUGUGUUGAGCCCAACUGCAGAUCCAAGAGGAUGCUCGCCAUUAAGAGAUGCAAGCAUUUUGAAUUGGGAGGCGAUAAGAAGAGAAAGGGCCAAGUGAUCCAGUUCUAAGCUUUGGGAGUCUCCUGCUCUUCUAUUUUUGAGAGGAAAUGUUGAAGCUGUAGAGAAACGAAAAUAAAAUUUCGUUGAAAAAUUCUGAAA
This is a messenger RNA of Manis pentadactyla (Chinese pangolin), 522 nucleotides long. It is a transcript of the gene RPL36AL, whose product is annotated as ribosomal protein L36a like. Gene Ontology annotation, cellular component: ribosome; cytosolic large ribosomal subunit. Gene Ontology annotation, molecular function: structural constituent of ribosome. The record is from RefSeq and is a predicted model, not a curated record. Gene Ontology annotation, biological process: translation. Lineage: Eukaryota; Metazoa; Chordata; Mammalia; Pholidota; Manidae. The coding region runs from base 112 to 432 and encodes 106 amino acids. The transcript has 2 exons.